CUGUUCUUCCUUUACUUUCCAGUUUCUUAAAUGGAGGACAGCGUAGACAGGAGAAGGAGGAGGAGGAGGAAGUGGACCAAUCUAAAACGACGCCUAGGGGUGAGAGGGAUAGCAAUGGGCUGUUGCGGUGGCAGCUGGAGUAACAGAGUUCUAAGCAUCCACCUCGCGGAAGAAGAUGAAGAGGAGCCUGAAAACCAACUGAUCCUUGGCGGCAAUGUUGCCAGCAACGAUAUCAGAGCCCCUUCGGCGGUUGCUGGCGGGGUUGUUGCGCCAGGAACGGGGAUGAACCUUGCUAUGGCACUAGAAGCGGAGCGCAAUUUGCGGGCAGCGAAAGUGGGGUCUUCAACGGAAGCUAAGACGCUACUGAAAUUGAUUGAAGAAACGGACGGUGUGGAUCUGGAGAUAAAAACCAGCGUUGAUGACGGAGGAGGAAAUGAUUGGGUGUGCUGCGUGUGCAUGGAGAGGAAGAAAGGUGCUGCUCUUAUUCCCUGUGGGCACACAUUUUGCAGGGUUUGUUCCAGGGAAUUGUGGGUCAGUCGAGGGUCUUGUCCCGUCUGUAACCGUCCGAUACUGGAGAUCCUUGAUAUUUUCUAGAUCAGAUUAUGUAUUUGAUUUUUAUUACUCUCUCUUUUCCAAAUAAUAGUUUUUUUUUUAG
This is a messenger RNA of Rubroshorea leprosula, 655 nucleotides long. The record is from the annotation of a GenBank genome assembly. NCBI's taxonomy places the organism in Eukaryota, Viridiplantae, Streptophyta, Magnoliopsida, Malvales, Dipterocarpaceae.